Molecule: messenger RNA, 498 nt
Organism: Aspergillus udagawae
Lineage: Eukaryota; Fungi; Ascomycota; Eurotiomycetes; Eurotiales; Aspergillaceae
Exons: 2
Coding region: 1-498 (165 amino acids)
Biological process (GO): positive regulation of transcription by RNA polymerase II
Molecular function (GO): sequence-specific DNA binding; zinc ion binding; DNA-binding transcription factor activity, RNA polymerase II-specific
Source: RefSeq, a predicted model, not a curated record
AUGCUGGACCAACAGCGACAACAGCCGGGGAACGCAUGCGAAGAAUGUCGACGACGAAGAAUCCGCUGCGAUAGGACACGACCUCAAUGCACAGUGUGUGCUACAGCCGGUGUGGAAUGCAUAGUGCGAGACAGCUACCCGCCUCGAGGGCCCAAGAAAGGAUAUCUCAGGACGCUGCAGAAAAAGAUAGAGGAGCUCGAGAGCCAGCUAGAAAAACAGGGGACAUCUCCAGCACCGAUUUGCCAGACCGUGGACAACGACAGCAGCACAGACAACAAUGAAAACCAUACCACAACGCCCAAAACAACAGAUAUCCUGCAGUGGCCGGCAACACCGGUAGAGUUCCUAUUCCCCACGGUGAAACCUUGGGGAUGUUUCAACGGUUCAUACACGAGCUCGCCUCUUCAAUUGCCCCCAGUGGACAGUGUGCCAGAGUUGGUCCAAAUUCCAAUGGACUCCGGUCUCUUGAUAUCUCCCAUGAUGCACAAUGACCUGUAA